CCUGCUUCACUCCGUAUCGUGACGUAAUCUCCUAGGUGAUGCUUCAAUAUGGCCGCCGUUUACAAAAAUAUUCGUGCGAUGUUUUUCAUCAAUUAGCAAGGAAAAAAGCAUAUAUAUUUACAGAUAUUUAUUUUGAAAUGUACAGCUGUUUACUGAGUAAUACGACUCAUACCUACCAAAAAUGAAUGUAAGAGACUCUCGUCCUAAUAGUGCCAAAAGCAGCGCACGUCCUGGCAGCGCUAAAAGUACCAGUUCAAGUGUAUCCAAUGGACUACCACCACGACGAAUCACACGAUUUAUGAAUGGAGAUGGUCUGCCAUCUGGAGGGGGACUGGGCCAAGCUAAGUCAGACGCUGUCAGUUAUGAAGACCUUCUGAUAGCCCAGUACCUAGAUGAGUUGAAAAAAACACAACCCUACACAAAGAAAGAGAAACGAGCCCCACAGUCGCCGUACCUACAGCGUCUCCCCCACACAAACAUUGUCCCAACCCCCGGGGGCAUCAUACGUAUGGGCCGUUCUUCCCAGUUCCCCAGAAAACGUCCCCAGUCUGCCUCCACGACAAGCAGUAGCACCAUGGGCCAACACUCAAAGCCAAAAAUUGACGCAAAGUUUAUUGCAGACCCCGAUAAAUGGGAUCCAUUAACUCCACGAUCUGAGAAGUCUGAUGUACGUAAAAGACGGCCUCGGCCUGCUAGUGCUCCUUCUUCUAAGUAUAACAGGCCUUAUUCAGCCAGUAGCUACGGCUCACAGAGACCAAGUUCAGCCAAACCAAAGAAGAUAAAGCCUCUCUAUAAAAAACAGCCACAUACAAUCGUAUGCACUGCCUUCAAGAAUGGAUCUCGGGAAACAUUCUACAAAUUUGCAGCCCCUGAUUUGAAACAACUCCUCGAGAUGUGCACCGACAAAUUAGGCCUUGGUUCGGCAGCUAGGAGGUGUUUCCUUGAUGAUGGCAGUGAGGUGUUCCAAGGUGCAGAUAUUCCCCGGGAGGCAGAUGUAUACAUAUCUAUGGGGGAGAAUUUUAAGAAUCCUUAUCUUCCAGCAAAACAACACUCUCAACUAAAGCAUGGUGCCACAUGGACAAUGAAUGGUCUAAUUUUGCCUCCUGACCAAAGACGAGGGAAGAAAAAGUCCAUCCUGUCAAAACGUUUCCGUAAUCUCAUAGAUAAGAAGAAACACAGGAUCGUGAUAUUUAAGAAUGGGACAGCUGGAGAAGGAGUGGAAAUUGUGGCAGAUUUGGAUCGUGUUGAUGAGUUCCUAGUUGCCUGUACAGCCAAGUUAGAGCUGACAAGUUAUGCGCGACUCCUUUAUGAUUGGGAAGGAAAUGAAAUCUGGGAUCUUCACCAAACUCCAAUCCUUGAUGACUGUCUCCAGACUUGGACCACACCCAUAUUAGGUCCCCUGUGGGUCUCCAAAGGGGAGGGUUUUAGUCCCUCAGGGGUCAGACAGUUUCUCACAGGUCUCAUUAACUUUACCAAAACAAGACUUCGAGAGACGAAACAUUACAAAACACAGUUGCAAUACGCUGAAAGUAAAGAUGAAGCGCAAUUGGCUAAGAUUGAAAUUCCAGCAAUUUUGUCAAUGAGUGAUGCUGAAGUCAAGGAGGCGCUUGAAAUGGUGCAGAAAGACAUUGAUGACUUUACGGAAGCAAAUCACAGACUAAAGGAUCAACUCAAAAGGAUAACAGACAAAGUUAAUGAACAAGAGGCCAAAGGUAAUGAUUACACCCAAACUCAUAUACGUGAGAUAGAGGCUAAUGACAGGAUUGUGGGCACAAAGGGGUUAAGGCUUAAAGUGUUUGAGAAUGGACUUGAUGAGGGAGAAACUGUAAUAUUCUUCAAUCUCAGAGAUGCUGCGAGAGGGCUGGAUGGAAACAGACCAAAAAUGAUGGAGAGGCUGCUUGAUCAGCUUAGCAACAGAACCAAAAAUUCUCCAUUGAAGGCCUAUGCAAGGAGAUUAUUUGACAAAUAUGGUAAAGAAAUCACGGACGUGUACCAACUAGAGUAUGACCAGGACAUCUAUAUAUCACACGGGGAACCAUUUAAGAACCCAUACACUUUCACCAUGCAAGUGACAUUUGAUAAGACCAAUGCUAUUGAGAUGGACAGUGAGGAAAGAGGCAACUACACAACAGUGUUUAGAGAACAGCUGAACAAAGAAGAUGUUGAGGGUGGAAGGGAUAAACCCAACAAGUGGGAAUGCACGGUUGGAUUCCCCGCCUCCUUCCCCACACGUAAUAUGUCCGACAUUAAUGAAGUUGAGCAGGAACAUUUCAAACAUCUAAUAGAAAUGUCUGAAGUGGCACAAUCAGCUCAUUAUCUACAGCUAAAGGAGGAUAAAAGCCUCGUGAUGUACCCAGAGAUCUCAGUUGGUUACAAGCAGCCUGCCUUAUCGACUGAAGUGUGGCCUCCAAAUGCACAAGUCUGGUGCAUAGGAAAGAGUGGCUACAUCUAUAGCAAGGCAUUCCCUCAGUUGGUUCUCUCAGUGUUAGACCAAGAGGUCAAAGUUCAACUGUCUAAGCGUCACAACCAAUCAAACAACCAGUAUAUGACUCUCGAGCAGCAGAUACAAGAGGAAAAACAAGCUAAUGAAGGAGAUGAUGAAGACGAUGAAGAGAGAAAGAAGAAUAUGGUGGAGGGUUUUGCUGUUGGUGUGCAGAAGAAAAUGGCUGGGGAUCCUUGCCAAGAAUGGGGUUUUACAGCUGAGGGCUACAUAUACUCCAAGGGUCAUCCAGAGUUGGUGUUUACAUAUCUCGGUGGUUGUUAUGGUGAUGAUGAGUCAAUAGCUAAAAAUGAAAUAGAUGGCGUUCCAUCAGGUCACAGAUAUUUCAUAGCAGUCUGUGACAAACUCUCUGGAAAACAUGCCAAAAACCAAAGAUGGGCAAUAAAGCAAGAAAGGAUGGACAACAUUGGCCAAUGGAAGCAUUCCCGGCAUAUGGUGGGUGCAGACUGGAAUAAGAAAGCCUACUCUUGGCCUGUGAAUGAUGAUGAUACAUGGAUAGAGGGUUUUGAUUGGCCAAUGGAGGGAUUUUUCAUACCACAAGUUCCACUAAUACGGAAAAUGUCUGAAAAGAAAGGCCCAAAUGGAUUGGUGCCCCUGAGGUUGGCAGUUGUGAAAAAUGGCUCAAAAGAUUACAGAAAUAUCACCCCAGUUGUGGGUCCUGACCUCACCAAUAUGAUGAAGGACCUCAACAAGACAGCGCUGAAUGGUAAACAUCCUCAUAAGCACAACCAUAAAAGGACAAAGUCUAACGAGAAUAGCGGGAAGUCGGGUGACGCCUCUGAGGCCCAGAUGUGUCUCCACUGCAAUGAUAUGUCUCUACAGCAGCUAGAAUUCAUGCUGUUCCUGGAGAGAUGUACAUCUCUGCUUGAUCUGUCAUUUGCUGCUCGGAGGUUAUUCGAUGAAACUGGGAAAGAACAUUUCACUCUCGGAGAACUACAGCGAGAUCAGAUUGUAUAUGUAUCAUGUGGUGAGCCAUGGAGUGACCCAAGGAUGACAAAGGCUGAGCAGCAACGGCGCUAUCUAUUGGCAAAUUUAGCUGCUGACAUUGCGCAAAUACGUCAGUUUACUGCAUUACGAAACCCAGAGAAUCUGGUGUUAGCCGUUGAUGGUUCACCAGCUGUUGGGGCAAAGUUGGUUAUUAUGGAGAGUGUCAUUGAAGAAGAAGAGUCAGAAGAGGAAGAAGAAGACCCCGAAGAGAAGAAGAGGGAGGAAGAGAGGAAGAGGCAAAUGGAGGAACUCCUUGCAGAACAACAGACUUCCCAUGAGAAAGCUCACCAGAAGUCUGAGCAGCGACUUGAUGGCUUAAGGUGGCCAUGGGAACGAAUUGCAAAUGCAAGUUUUGAAGAAAAAGAUGAAGAUGGUUGCUAUACCAAUAGGGAGCUUUAUGAGAAGUAUAAACCUAAGCGACAGCUUUCUCCUAGAUACCCAGGGCUCCAUCUCCAAAAGUUCAUAUACGAGGAAGGUUUUAUCAUCUGUAAGGUGAAACCAGAGCUCGUAUUGGGAGUUCUGGAGUCUGAAUCCCGCGUGGCUGAAGUGGUCCUCGUCAAGAAACGUCCCGAUGAUAUCUUCCAGAGAUGGAUUGUGCAUGAUAAUGGUAUUAUCCAGGCUAAACAUAGUCCCCAGAUGGUACUAACAGUAACCAUGCCAACCAACACACGUCGUGAGGACGACUCUAUGCCACUCAGUUAUGUUGGGUCAACAGUAAUCCUCAGCAACAAAAAAACGACGCAAUUUGGACGAAGUAACCAAAUAUGGCGUUAUGAUCCUGAAACUGGUUUUGUUCACUCGUUCUUCACAGAUAUCACUGAUAAAGAGGUGACAUCUGCCAACAAGGCCAAUGUUUGUACAUAUUCAGUAGCAGGAGCAGAGGAAUUGGACCAACCUGGUUAUAUUGUCCAAAUGGCUGACCAAAAUAACAAAGUCCAUGAGUUGAUUGUUUGUUCCGCAUGUGCUCGGGCCAUGAGAGGGCGCCACAAGCUUGAGAUGUUGCCUCAUAGCGUCGACUUUGCCUGCGCUAUGGGAACAGCAAAAGACAAAGGUUUCAAACAAAUAGGUAGCUUCCAAUGUUUAAAUGGGAAAGUUGACCUUUCAACAUUUGAGGCUGAGCACACUCUAGAAGAGUGGGAACUACAGCUGGAAAACCUCCGCCAAGAGACCAGCGUACGUGCAAUCGCCCAAGAAAUAUCCGCUGCCAGAGGUCCAAAGACUGUCAAAGUUUACGCCUAUAAAAAUGGCGAGGGCCGACUUAAAGAAGGGGAACUUCUAUUUGGCUCCAGCAUUUUGGGGAUCCUAGACCAGUGCACCCACAGGCUGCAGAUGGCAAGUGCCGCACGUCGUAUCUACACAAGUGACGGGAUGAUCAUCCUUGACAUUGAUGACCUCAUACAAUGGGCCGUUAACAACUACACGGAGAUGAUGCGGAGAGAUCUCAGACGCACCAAAGAAGCAAAUAUGAAAAAUAAAAAAGGAAAAGAAGAUGAUGAAGUGUCUAAAGCAUCAUCGGACGAAGAUGACGAGGGAGAUGAAGAGAAAGAUGAAAUGACAGGGAUGCUGGAAAAGAUGAAGAUGGAUGCAAGAGAGGAUGAUGAGGCCUCAGUCACAAGUAUGAAAUCGGAGAUGUCUAUGGAUGGACCAAUGAAAUCCAAGGAGAAAAAAGUCAAAACUGAGAUUACAUUUGUAAAUAAAUCGGGAAUAGAUGCCAAUAUGUUCUGGGUGGACUAUGACGGAAAUCGUAAAAAGCACGGAAUUUUACCAAAUGGAAAAACUAAAAAGCAACGGACUUAUUUAACCCAUGUGUGGGCAUUUGAGGAUGCAAAUAACACAGAUACAAUAUUCAUUAAUGGAGCCAAGUCACACAGAGUCAUGGAGCAGAAUCAAACAGUUCUCAUACAAGGUAAGCAAAAGGCCUGGCCGUCACAUCGUGGAAUCAUAGAAAUCUACGUGACAAGUGUUGAGACGCCCAAUAACUUUAUAUGCCAGUUAGCCAGUACAAAACAGCAACUUGAGAUGUUAGUGGGGCAAAUGACUCAACUGUAUGAGGAGAAAAGGACAGCUGAUCUUGAGGAGGCCAGUACAGAUAGUGUUCGUGAAGAUGAUAUGACAGAUGAUUUCUCUAUUGUUGUUGAUGAUAUGGUGGCAGCGAAGCAUGAAGUUGGAGAUGAUGGUGUUGGGCUCUGGUUUCGGGCACAUGUUCUCAGUUCUGAUGAUUACAGUGCUGUCGUUCGAUAUGUCGACUUUGGAUAUGUCGCUGAGGUGGAGAAGAAAUUCAUUCAGCCAUUAAAAACUGAAUUCUUGGAGCUCCCCUUCCAAGCAAUAACAUGCAGUCUCGCCAAGGUUGGGCCGAAAGGAAAACGCUGGGAGGAAGAUGCCAUCAGCGAGUUCAGAGAGCUGACGUCAUGUGAUAUGCCAUGGCCCAAUGGGGUACAAGUCGUUGGGGCAAAGACAUUGACGUAUAUGAAUCCGGAAACAAAAGAAACUCCAUCUAUUUACAUUUUACUCCCUGGGGAGGAAAGGGAGAUUAACAUUGGAGAAGAGUUCCUGGCAAAGAACUGGGCAGCUAUUGCUAAAACUCCUAAAGCCAAACCAGCACGGCCUCAUCGCAAGAAUAGCAUCUCUAAUGUACAGCCACCACCCACAGAGGAAAUUCUACGAUAUCCCAUUGAAGUGUGGGCCUCAUCGGGAGAACCUUUCGUCAAACCAGAAGCUGCUGAGGAACGUUACAACCGCAGUGUGCAAGAGAGAGAGGAGAGAGCCAAAGUGGGACGGGAAUUAGACAAAGAAAAACACGUCCUUAGGCAAAUGCAAGGUCGUAGGUUUGAUGAGUUGAACCCCGGAGAGUAUGUAGGGCAAAGGAGUCCGAGGGAUCCUGUUGCUAUUGAAGGGACAUGGCAAGAGCCAAGCAAUGAAGAGAAAAUGAAACAUGAUAACAUACAUCAACUGGAGACACAUCUAGAGGAGGUACGAACUAACCAAGGACAGAAAUCAAAGGUCUUCAACCCUGACACAACGAACAGGCUAUACGGACAGCCAAAUAUGAAACGUGUGAUGAUUUUCCCUAAUGGGGAGAGUAUCAAACGGGCUGUCUAUGUGUGGGGAGAAUCACUCCAACAACUGCUCAACAACGCAACACUACGUCUUAACCUUAGGAAGGAUGCCAAGAUAUUAUACCAUAUUCUUGGUCAUAAGAUUGAAAGUUUCCAAGACUUGGAAAGGGAUCAGCUUAUUGCAGUAUCAUAUGGAAAGCCAUUCCAGAAGCCAAAAGAUUACCAACAGGAAAUUGAGAUCAAGGCAAACUGGGGAAGGGCAAGGAAGCAGUACGGCAAAGGUGCCACUGAGAUGGCUAUAGACGCACAAGGAAACCCUAUAGUCAAUGUUGAUCCAUUUGGUCCACCUCCUUUGGCAAACAGACCACCUCCAAGGAACUUUCACCAAACCCGAUGAAAAUCCCAGUCCUUGCAGUUGAACUAACAAGUGUUCGUUAAUAUUAAAGGGGUGCGAAUAAAUAUCUAGAUGCAGUGUAGGAAAAACUGGAGGGAAAUCACCAUCCGUGCAGUGAUGGUAAAAUCAAUGAAAACUGCCAUCCAUACAGUGUUUGUUAAAAAGACAAUGUACAUAAUGAAUCCUGUGAUGGAAAAGACCAGUGGAAAGGAGCGUAUACUGUACUUCGAGUUAAUUUGGUGCCCAUUUCGAUUUUUCGAAUGGGUUGUGAAUUGUAGAUUGGCCAGUUUGAUGGUACAGAUUCUUUGUUUAUGGUACAGAUACAUUAACAUUGGUGUUGCUUAGACUUUCAUAUUUUCAUUUCCCAUGGUUCAUUUUGAACUUGCGUGAACUGGGAGAGACAUUCUGAUAUGUGUCUUUGAUGAAAAGAGAGUCAAAAGUAAAAAA
This is a messenger RNA of Owenia fusiformis, 7384 nucleotides long. The record is from the annotation of a GenBank genome assembly. Lineage: Eukaryota; Metazoa; Annelida; Polychaeta; Sabellida; Oweniidae.